AGCCUUGCGCCAGAGUGGUCCAAGGCCGCUUCUGCGCUUAAGGGCAUUGUGCGUGUUGGCGCAGUCAACAUGGACGAGCAUCAGUCUGUUGGCAGCCCUUACGGCAUCACUGGAUUCCCCACUAUCAAGCUGUUCGGCGCUGACAAGGCCUCGCCUGUCGACUACAAGAACGCUCGCACCGCGAGUGCCAUCACCGAUUUUGCUCUCCAGCAAGCCAAGGCAACUGUGACUGCCCGCCUAGGCGGCAAGUCGUCCUCGUCGUCGUCCUCGUCGUCCUCUGGCUCCGGCAGCGCUGGUGGCAAGCAGGCCGUCGUCGAGCUGACCGAUGCCAACUUUGCCGAACUUGUCCUCAACAGCCAGGAUGUCUGGCUCGUCGAGUUCUUUGCUCCAUGGUGCGGUCACUGCAAGAACCUUGCGCCCAUCUGGGAAGCUGCCGCCAAGAAGCUCGACGGCAAGGUCAAGGUCGGUGCGUUGGAUGCCACGGUGCACUCCUCCACUGCUGGACGCUACAACAUCAAGGGCUACCCCACGAUCAAGGUCUUUGGCGCCGACAAAGCCAACCCUUCCGACUACCAAGGCGGUCGUUCCGAGAACGACAUUGUUCAAGCUGCCCUCGAGCGCCUCGAGGAGAUGGCACCGCCACCGGAAGUCCACCAGCUUGUCUCCCAGGCUGUUUGGGACAAGGAGUGCGCCAGCAAGCAGCUUUGCGUUGUCGCCUUCCUCCCCGAUAUUCUCGACUCUGGCGCUACUGGCCGCAACAACUACAUUGCCACCAUUCAAGCGAGCGCUGACAAGCACAAGUCUCGCAGCUGGGGCUACGUCUGGGCGGAAUCGAACGCACAGAGUGCACUCGAGCAGGCCGUCAACGUCGGUGGCUCUGGCUACCCCGCCCUUGUUGCCAUUUCGCCCAAGAAGAACCGCUACGCGCAACUCAUUGGCGCGCUCAAUGAGAAGAACCUGUCCAGCUUCCUCACUCGCCUGCAAAACAGCAAGGAGAGCACCGCCGCAUUGACUCUCCCUGCAAUUGCAACUGGUGCCCGUUGGGAUGGCAAGGACGGUGUUCCGCCCUCUGAAGAGCUCUAA
This is a messenger RNA of Capsaspora owczarzaki ATCC 30864, 1083 nucleotides long. RefSeq lists its product as hypothetical. The record is from RefSeq and is a predicted model, not a curated record. The transcript has 2 exons. Lineage: Eukaryota; Filasterea; Ministeriida; Capsasporidae. The annotation marks the transcript as partial. Gene Ontology annotation, cellular component: endoplasmic reticulum lumen. Gene Ontology annotation, molecular function: protein disulfide isomerase activity; protein-disulfide reductase activity. Gene Ontology annotation, biological process: response to endoplasmic reticulum stress.